Paramecium sonneborni is the source of this 2539-nucleotide messenger RNA. The record is from the annotation of a GenBank genome assembly. Lineage: Eukaryota; Ciliophora; Oligohymenophorea; Peniculida; Parameciidae.
AUUUUGUUUAAUGUCUGAGUAGCCUUAGCAAGAUGGAAUUUAAAAUGAUUAUAUUGAAUCAUUAAGAGAGGAAUAAAACUUCCUUAUGAUAAAAUACAAUGAAAAAAGGGAAAAUGAAAAGAUGUAAAUGGAAGAAGCUGCAAAAAAGUUUGUUUAAAUAGAUCCUUUAUCUUAAAAAAAAUUAGACAGACCAACAAGAGCAGGUGGUGUUUAUGUACCACCACACAAGCUUAGAGAAAUGGAAAAUGAAAUAAAAAUGAGUAAUAAAAAUAGUGUUGAAUAUUAAAGACUAAUGUGGGAAUUGUUAAGAAAAUCAAUAAAUGGCAUUAUAAAUAAGGUUAAUAUUACAAAUAUCUAAAACAUAAUAGUAGAAUUAUUUAAUGAAAAUAUAUUAAGAGGGAGAGGAUUAUUAGCAAGAGCAAUAAUAAAAGCUUAAAUGGCUUCACCAAAUUUUACAAUGGUUUAUGCUGCUUUAAUUUCUGUAAUAAAUACAAAAUUACCAGAAAUAGUAAAUCUAAUAAUUAGAAGAGUGAUUGUUUAAUUUUAGAGAGCAUACAAAAGAAAUAAUAAAAUAGUUUGUAUGGCAAUAACAAAAAUGAUUGCUCAUCUGAUAAAUUAGAAAGUUCUAAGUGAUUUAGUAGGAUUAGAAUUAUUAUACAUACUAUUAGAAAGUCCAACAGAAGAUUCUGUUGAAUUAGCAUGUGAUUUUACAAUAGAAUGUGGAUAAGUAAUGAGUGAUAUAUCUCCGUAAAAUGUAUCUACAAUUUUUGAAAGAUUUAAAGGAAUAUUACAUGAAGGAACAAUAAGUAGAAAAGUUUAGUAUAGAAUUGAAUAGUUGUUUGCAACAAGAAAAACAAAAUUUGUUGAUCAUCCUGGAGUAAUACCUGAUUUAGAUUUAGUAGAAGAAGAUGAUUAAAUAACACAUUAAAUUGAUAUUGUUGAUGAAUUGGAUGCUGAAGAUAAUUUAAAUUUGUUUUAAUAUGAUUCUUUUUUUGAAAAAACUGAAAAUGAAUGGGAAGAAAUAAAAAAAGAAAUUUUAGGAGAAGAAAACAUAAUUAUGUUAAAAACAAAACAAUAAGUUGAUUUUAUGCCAGAGAUAGAAGAAGAAUAAGAAUAAGCUAAAGAUUUUACAGAAAGAGAUCUUCUAAGUUUAAAAAGAGUUAUCUAUUUAACAAUCUAAAGUAGUGUAGAUUAUGAAGAAUGUUUACAUAAAAUUAUUAAAAUGUAAACAGGGAUAGGUCAUGAAGAUGAAGUUUGUAAUAUGAUAAUUGAUUGUUGUAUGCAAGAAAGAACAUAUUUAAGAUUUUUUGGACUUUUAGGAUAAAGAUUAUGUGAAAUUGCAGAAAUUUUUAGAGAUAAUUUUAUGAAAUGUUUUGUUGAAAAAUAUGCAACAAUGCAUAGAUAUGAAACUGCAAAAAUUAGAAAUAUAUCUAAAUUUUUUGCGCAUCUUUUUUUUACUAAUGCAAUUGAUUGGAGAAUUUUAAAAUGUAUAUCAUUAACAUAAGAAAGUACUACCUCUUCAGGUAGAAUCAUGAUUAAAUGUUUAUUCUUAGAAUUAGCUGAAAAUAUGAGUUUACCUGCUUUGAAAAAUAAAUUAAUGGAUCCAGAACUUAAAGAUUAUCUUGCUGGUUUAUUUCCAAUUGAUCAUCCUAAAAAUACAAGAUUUUCUAUUAAUUUUUUCACUAGUAUUGGAUAAGGAUUAUUAACAGAAGAGUUGAGAUAAAUUUAUGAAUAAUAAAACAAAAUAGAAUUUUAGCAUGCAUAAGAAGUAAUAAUUAUUUAUAAUUUUUAGGCUCUUAAAUAAUUUGGAACCUCAGCAGAAGAAGAUAGUGAAAGUGAUGAAAGUGAUAGUAGUGAAGAUUCUUCUUCAGAUGAUAGUAGUGAUAGUGAAUCAUCAAAAGAUAAAUUAAAAAAGAAUCAAAUAGAUAAAAAAAAAAAAGAAGAUGAAGAUAAUAAUAAAGCUAUUACUAAUAGUACAAAAGAUAAAACAAAAGAUAAAGAUAAAGGAAAAUAAAAAGAAAAAUAAAGAGAUAAAGAAAAAGAUAAGGAAAAAGAAAGGGAAAAAGAAAAAGAAAGAGAAAAAGAAAAAGAAAGAGAAAAGGAGAAAGAGAGAGAAAGAGAAAAAGAAAAAGAGAGAGAAAGAGAAAGAGAAAAAGAAAAAGAAAGAGAAAAGUAAAAGUAAAAGGAAAAAGAAAAAGAAAGAGAAAGAGAAAGAGAAAGAGAAAAGUAAAAGGAAAAAGAGAAAGAGAGAGAAAGAGAAAAAGAAAAGUAAAAAGAAAAAGAAAGAAAAAGAGAGAAAGAAAGAGAAAGAGAAAGAGAGAAAGAGAAAGAAAAAGAGAAAGAAAGAAAAUAAAAAGAGAAGGAAAAAGAAAAAAAAGAUCAGAAAAAAAAAUAUAGAAGUCCUAGCCCUAGUAAUAGUGACAGUGUUAGUGUUAGUGAUAGUAGAAGCAGAAGUAGGAGUAGAAGUAUAAGCAAUAGUAGCAGUUAAAGUAGUAGUAGCAGCAGCGAAAGCAAACCAUAACAUAAAAAGCAUAAAUGA